Molecule: messenger RNA, 1017 nt
Organism: Trichoderma gamsii
Lineage: Eukaryota; Fungi; Ascomycota; Sordariomycetes; Hypocreales; Hypocreaceae
Exons: 1
Coding region: 1-1017 (338 amino acids)
Source: RefSeq, a predicted model, not a curated record
AUGAGCGAAACGAAACCGAGACUUGUGUGGGUUGGUUCAAAGGCAGAUGAAUACGAGCAGGAGGGAUAUCUCCAUCCCGACCUCGACCGGCUUCUUAACGUUCCAGGGACUCGGGGCUACAUCGGACGUGGGCUGCACUUCGUUCGUGGCAAUAGGCUUCGCGGGAGAAAGGAGAACGCAGAUACCAUUAACAUCUGGUACCUGGAUCCGGACGUUCCCGUCACCAAUCUCACGACCAACCAGACGGUGCAUGGUACGCAGCCGACACUCAUUGGGGACACGUGGGGGGAGACAAUCUUUAAAGGGCCGAUGGUUAUUGUUGUGAAGGAAGGCAGUGCUUUUGAUCCGCGGCGUAUAAAAGACGUGACGCUAACGGCCUACCGAGACGCCAUCGACUUUUUGGGCUAUUACAUCGAGACUAAUGGCAGCAUGAUAGACGGGAUUGGAGCGGAGACAAUGCUCGCACAGCGAGUGAUAGCAGAAAGCAGGGCCGGCAAGACGACGGGGUGGCGGAUCAACUGCAGGCAUGAUCGAGUGGCGCGGGGCUUGGGUGAUAUGAUGUCGGUUGCGGUUCCACGGGCGCAUCCGCUUUUUCGACUUGAAGGCGAUGAUCCACUGGAUAUACCCGGGGUGCUGGGGUUCGAGUGGGUUAUGAAAGUAUAUGACCGCGGUGGUAAGGACGAGACCGGGCUCGAGAAUGAGAUGGCGCGACUCCUUUUACCCCGGGCUACGGCGAGAGAUGGGAAAUGGGAGGGCAUACGUAACUGGAUAAAUAGCCCAGCGAUUGGAAGUGUUUUGCUAGUGGAAAGGCAAGGGAGGGAGGAAAUUAAAAGCGAAGUGGUGAAAGGGAUUUGCAUACUAAUCCGGGAUGUUGUUGUUCCUCUUAUGACAGAAGAGCGGGCACUGCGAUCGGAUGGUAGGAGGGAGAUUGUGGAUGCGGUUAGGGCAGAGGGAAAGAACAGGUCGUUAUUUGACGCAAUAGGAGCUCGAGCAUUAGGCUGGAGUUAUGAAGGAUAA